AUGGCUUCCAGCUCCAGCUUCCGGACAUGGCAUUGCUUGCUUGCCCUCUUCCUCCUCUCCUCGGCGGCCUAUGGGCAGCUCUCGCCAUCAUUCUACGCGAAGAGCUGCCCAUCGCUUGAGCUCAUCGUGCGUGCCACCAUGAUCAAGGCUCUCCUCGCCGAGCGCCGAAUGGGGGCGUCCCUCCUUAGGCUCCACUUCCAUGACUGCUUUGUUCAAGGCUGCGACGGGUCCAUUCUCUUGGAUGACGUGGGUAGCUUCGUGGGCGAGAAGACGGCCUUUCCGAACGUGAACUCAGUGCGGGGCUACGAGGUGAUCGAUGAGAUCAAGAGGAACGUGGAGCUGGCCUGCCCUGGCGUCGUCUCCUGCGCCGACAUCGCCGCCCUCGCAGCACGGGACGGCGUCUUUCUGCUUGGUGGGCCCAGCUGGGCGGUGCCGCUUGGCCACCGGGACUCGACGACGGCCAGCCUGACUCAGGCGAACAGCGACCUCCCAGGGCCCACCUUAAACCUGGACCAGCUCAUCGCCGCGUUCGCCAAGAAGCAGCUGAGCCCGCGGGACCUCACGGCGCUGUCCGGCACCCACACCAUUGGCUUCUCGCAGUGCCUCAACUUCCGCGACCACAUCUACAACGGCACCAACAUCGACCCGGCGUUCGCCACGCUGCGCAAGGGCGCCUGCCCCGCCCAGGCCCCUAACGGCGACACCAACCUGGCGCCGCUAGACGUGCAGACGCCGCUCGUCUUCGACAACGCCUACUAUCGCAACCUGGUGGCCAAGCGCGGCCUGCUCAACUCCGACCAGGUGCUCUUCAACGGCGGCUCCCAGGAUGCGCUGGUGCGCCAGUACGCCGCCAACCCGGCGUUGUUCGCCUCCGACUUGGUGACGGCCAUGAUCAAGAUGGCGAGCCUCACCCCGCCCAGCGGAACCCCCACCCAGAUUAGGCGUAACUGCAGGGUCGUCAACAGCUGA
Molecule: messenger RNA, 969 nt
Organism: Triticum turgidum subsp. durum (durum wheat)
Lineage: Eukaryota; Viridiplantae; Streptophyta; Magnoliopsida; Poales; Poaceae
Source: the annotation of a GenBank genome assembly